This is a messenger RNA of Homo sapiens (human), 2320 nucleotides long. It is a transcript of the gene NOBOX, whose product is annotated as NOBOX oogenesis homeobox. The transcript has 10 exons. Gene Ontology annotation, molecular function: DNA-binding transcription factor activity; DNA binding. Lineage: Eukaryota; Metazoa; Chordata; Mammalia; Primates; Hominidae. Bases 1 to 1980 code for a protein of 659 amino acids. The record is from RefSeq and is a predicted model, not a curated record. Gene Ontology annotation, cellular component: nucleus. Gene Ontology annotation, biological process: regulation of transcription by RNA polymerase II.
AUGGCUCUCCUUUUGACACUAACAUCACCAGACCUGGAGGGUACCUGGGACACCAGAGACAAGGAUGGCUUCAAAGCCCAGGAGGGGCCGCCCCUGGCUGUACCUGAAUUUCCUGUGUGUGGACUGUACCGGAUCUACGGAGUCUGUGGCUCUUUCAGCUCCUUCUUCAUCAUCCGGUGCAGCCUUUGUGCUCUGGAGACCCUCAAAUCACCCCAACAUGAUCCCUUAGAGAUACCUGAACAGUCCCUCAAACUCAUACCCCUGGUGUCUGGGAAAAGGGAACUCACAAGGGGCCAGAAAGCUGGAGAGAAGCCCCUGGCUGCAGGACCCGGGGAGGAGGAACUGCUCCGGGGCUCAGCCCCUCAUGCUCAGGACACUCAGAGUGAGGAACUGCCACCCUCCUGCACCAUCUCAGGAGAGAAGAAGCCGCCAGCAGUCUCUGGAGAAGCCACCGGGGCUGAUGCUGGGAGACUGUGCCCGCCCCCCCGCUCCAGGGCUCCCCACAAAGACAGAACUCUAGCCCGCUCCAGGCCCCAGACUCAGGGGGAAGAUUGUUCCCUCCCAGUGGGAGAGGUGAAGAUAGGAAAGAGGUCCUAUUCUCCAGCCCCCGGGAAGCAGAAAAAGCCUAAUGCCAUGGGUCUGGCCCCAACAUCAUCUCCGGGUGCCCCUAACUCAGCCCGUGCCACACACAACCCAGUGCCCUGUGGGUCAGGCCGGGGGCCCUGCCACCUGGCCAAUCUCCUCAGUACAUUGGCGCAGAGCAACCAAAACAGAGACCACAAGCAGGGGCCCCCGGAAGUGACCUGCCAAAUUAGGAAAAAGACACGAACCCUAUACCGCUCAGAUCAGCUGGAGGAGCUAGAGAAGAUAUUCCAAGAAGACCACUAUCCUGACAGUGAUAAACGCCGAGAGAUUGCCCAGACGGUGGGGGUGACCCCCCAGCGCAUCAUGGUGUGGUUCCAGAAUCGCCGGGCCAAGUGGCGAAAAAUGGAGAAACUGAAUGGGAAAGAAAGCAAGGACAAUCCUGCAGCCCCUGGCCCUGCCAGCAGUCAAUGCAGCUCUGCAGCUGAGAUCCUACCUGCUGUGCCCAUGGAGCCAAAGCCUGACCCUUUCCCUCAGGAGUCCCCUCUGGAUACCUUUCCAGAGCCCCCCAUGCUGCUGACUUCUGACCAGACUUUGGCCCCCACCCAACCCAGUGAGGGUGCUCAGAGGGUGGUGACCCCCCCACUCUUCAGCCCCCCACCUGUGCGAAGGGCCGAUCUUCCUUUCCCCCUUGGCCCUGUCCACACCCCCCAACUGAUGCCACUGCUGAUGGAUGUUGCUGGCAGUGACAGCAGCCACAAGGACGGCCCCUGUGGGUCCUGGGGGACAAGCAUCACCCUGCCACCCCCCUGUUCAUAUUUGGAGGAGCUGGAGCCCCAGGAUUACCAACAGAGCAACCAGCCAGGACCCUUCCAGUUCUCCCAGGCUCCACAGCCCCCGCUUUUCCAGUCCCCUCAGCCCAAGUUGCCCUACCUCCCCACUUUCCCCUUCUCCAUGCCCAGUUCACUGACGCUUCCACCGCCCGAAGACUCUCUCUUUAUGUUUCCCUGUGGCCCCAGCGGGGGCACAUCGCAGGGCUAUUGCCCAGGUGCCUCCUCAGGACAGAUCCUGAUGCAACCACCUGCUGGGAAUAUAGGUACAGCCUCCUGGAGUGACCCCUGUUUGCCAGAGCUGCCCUUCCCUGGUCCGUUCUGCCCACAAGCUCUGGGGCAUCCCCCAGGAGGGGAUGGCUACUUUCCUGAUCUAUUUCCAACUCCCUGCCCCCAGGCUCUGGGCAGGCAGCCUUCGUCAGCUCUCUCAUGGAUGCCUGAAGGGGCCAGACCAGGGACUGGGCCCUUACUCAGCAAGGCAAAAGAGGAACCACCAGCUGCUUCCCUGGAUCAGCCCUCAGCACUGGAGGAGGCCAGAGGGGAUGACAAGAAUAGCCAUGUCCCCUAGUUGGGGGGUCAAAGAGUGAAAAGAGGCUGCUUGGGUGGGAUAGGAUUGGGCUCGCUGAGAGGACAGGGGUUGGGGGUUUGGGAAAGAGUGUGGACUCUGUAGACUGAGGGGAGAGUUAGACGUUUCCCCUGUGUAGGCUCGUCUUGUUGAUAUGAGAAGGAAGAAAGAGGGCUGGCGCUUCCCUUUUCUUCACACUCUGUGUGGGGGUCCUGAAGGAAGCAGGUGGCCUGUGUUACUUCUGAAUGUUGUAUCAGGUGUUUUUGUUUGUUUCCUAUCCUUGCUUGACAAAUGAGCUGGAGUGUCCACCGUAAGCAGUAAACUAGUCCGUCCUGCGGUUUUC